UAAUAUCAAUAGAAUUCCAUCGGAAAAAAUUCCUGAAUCUGUUUAUUUGCAAUUUUCAAUUGCUGCAUUUUAAUCUUUAAAAUAAAUUCCAGAUAUUUUGUCAAAUUACGAGGUGCAAUUAUUGAAGAAUGCCGGAGAAGGAUAGACGUAAAUCUGGGGUCCACAAACAGCGUAGAAAACAGUCAGAUGAUGUCACAGUACUGAAUGGAAAAUCAUUGCUUCGGUCAGCUAAGAAAUUAAGUCCUGCAAAAGUUGUUACUCCACCGAUUGCAAGUAGGCUAAGAAGUGCCAAUCGACGGUUGAAAGUACAAGAUAUAACAGAAGAAUUAACAACUAUUCAGCCUAAACAAAAUACACGAAAGUCCAUUGCACCUAAAAGCCGACCAAAAACAAACGGUGAUCACCUUGAAGACGUGGUAGAUUUUGACAUUCAAGAAGCACUAAAUCACAGCUCACUCAAUGGUUUUUCCCACACUAGUAGCGGAAACAAAGAUACUGAAGCUCCUAGUGUGGAACCAGUACGCAGUUCUCGUUUUUGUACAGUUAUGUAGGCCAAAUAAACUUGUAUUUGCUUUAUUUUAUUAUGUAAACAAUUUCAAUGUCUCUUACUUCUUAUUUGUAAUUUUCUACUUUCAUUUCCUAAUAAAAAUUAAUAUUUCUGUUUGCAAAAUCUCUAUGAUAUGUAAAUAAAAGAAUACUGUA
Trichobilharzia szidati is the source of this 702-nucleotide messenger RNA. Lineage: Eukaryota; Metazoa; Platyhelminthes; Trematoda; Strigeidida; Schistosomatidae. The record is from the annotation of a GenBank genome assembly.